Tribolium madens (black flour beetle) is the source of this 2733-nucleotide messenger RNA. It is a transcript of the gene Wdr33, whose product is annotated as pre-mRNA 3' end processing protein WDR33. NCBI's taxonomy places the organism in Eukaryota, Metazoa, Arthropoda, Insecta, Coleoptera, Tenebrionidae. The transcript has 11 exons. The coding region runs from base 225 to 2564 and encodes 779 amino acids. The record is from RefSeq and is a predicted model, not a curated record. Gene Ontology annotation, molecular function: protein binding. Gene Ontology annotation, cellular component: mRNA cleavage and polyadenylation specificity factor complex.
CAGUGCGCGAUGCGCAUGCGUGUUGAAGUGCAAAAAAUUUUGCAGUUUCAGAAACCGAAAUAGCUCGUUUUUAUGUUUUCCAUUCGAAACAGUUGCGUGUUUUCUUGUUAUUUUAUCAAUUCCAACACUCCCGAGUCCUUAGCAAAUCACAAAUCCAAGCCAAGAUGCUUUUCUUCGUGACAUUUUCAAGAUUAUUGAAAUGAACGAUUGAGCUGUGAUUUCCAAUGAUGGAGUUUGCACAACCGCCCCCCAACAUGGCGAUGCCACCCCCGGGCAUGGGGCAGCAAAACAUGAACAUGCCGCCACCUAACAUGGGCGGACCUGGAGGGUAUCAACACAACAAGCCCCCAUUUAGGCCCUUCAUGAACAUGCAAAGGCCCCUGCCUGGCCCUUUGGGCAACAUGACCCUCGAAGACUUUGAUGGAAAGCGACUAAGGAAGUCGGUAAUGAGGAAAACUGUAGACUAUAACUCUUCAAUUAUUAAAGAAUUACAAUCACGAGUAUGGCAGAGGGACUAUCGGGAUAGAAGAGCCCUGCAGCCUGACGUGAUGUAUUACCCUGAUAUGAUGCCCCCUCCGAGUUACCAAGAUAACCCCAUUAACUGUGUCACCACUAGGUUCGUUAAAACAGCAACAAAUAAGAUGAGGUGCCCCAUUUUUUGCAUGGCGUGGACCCCUGAAGGGAGGAGACUCGUCACCGGCGCCAGCUCGGGGGAGUUCACGCUCUGGAAUGGUCUCACCUUCAAUUUCGAAACGAUUUUACAAGCUCAUGACAGCCCCGUGCGAACGAUGGUCUGGAGCCACAACGAUAGUUGGAUGGUGACAGGCGACCACGCGGGUUACGUGAAAUAUUGGCAGUCAAAUAUGAACAAUGUGAAGAUGUUCCAGGCCCAUAAAGAAGCUCUUAGAGGCAUAAGCUUCAGCCCCUCGGAUACGAAGUUUGUAACUUGCUCAGACGACGGUACUCUGCGAAUUUGGGACUUUUUCCGGUACCAAGAGGAGCGCAUCCUGCGAGGUCACGGGGCUGACGUCAAGUGUGUGCACUGGCACCCCCAAAAGGGGCUUAUCGUGUCCGGUAGUAAAGACAAUCAGCAGCCGAUCAAGUUGUGGGACCCCAAAAGCGGCCAGUCUUUAGCCACCUUGCAUGCGCACAAGUCGACCGUCAUGGACUUGAAGUGGAAUGAGAACGGCAAUUGGCUAAUAACGGCGUCACGUGACCAUCUUUUAAAACUCUUCGAUUUGAGGAAUCUCAACCAAGAGGUGCAGACCUUCCGCGGGCACAAGAAGGAGGCUUCCAGCGUCGCCUGGCACCCCAUCCAUGAGGGGCUGUUCUCGAGCGGGGGGUCCGAUGGGUCCAUCAUGUUCUGGCACGUUGGAGCCGACAAGGAAGUGGGGGCUAUCGAACAAGCCCAUGAUAGUAUAGUCUGGACCCUGGCGUGGCACCCCCUGGGACAUAUCCUCUGUUCAGGAUCCAACGACCACACCAGCAAAUUCUGGACCAGGAACCGGCCAGGGGACCAAAUGAGGGAUAAAUACAACUUGAAUACUCUCCCCGCCGGUAUUGCAGGGCUUGAGGACUUGGAUAUGGGCGAAGAACCGUCAAUUAUUCCCGGAAUGGGCCCCGAUGAUAAGGUCGAGUUGACGUCGAUUUCUUCCGAUGGUAACACUGCUAUUCCUGGUCUCGAUCUGGACUUGUUGACUGUUAAUGAAGAAAAAACCAAAAUUAAAAAAGUGCCGUUUAGUAAACCAAUUCCUAGGAAUUUCCAAGCGCAAUGGAACGAAACUUACGAGGACGCAGCCGGGACGAUAAACGAAGUGAUUAGUCAAAUCGUCGAAAAUACGCCAGGAGUUGUCCCCUUGCAGAAAAUUGCCCCAAGUGCAAUUAUUAUCUACGGAAAACUUAUUCCAGUUGAACCGGGUUCGAAGCUGGAGCAGGCGAUAUCCGAGGGCCCCGAGGCUCUCCAGAAGUACAUCGACUCGGGUGAGAUCGAGGAGCUGCACGACGUGAUGCCAAUCGGCGACGACGAAGAUUACCUCAACGACUACGACAGCAACAACGACUCCCCCGGCGGUACAAACAUUCCCAGUCUCAUGCAAACCCCCCAAAUCGCGCCCCCAUCACUCGCCCAAGAUUCAGACAUGCGCAACGUGGACCAAGACAUGAGGGGGGCAUUUUCGUACGGCCGAGACAGCGACAUGCGAGAUCCCGACUAUCGAAAUGUCGUCAACCGCGAAUUGAACUUCCAGCCGCCCCCACGUGACUAUGACAUGGCCGACGAGGAUUUCCGCCAACCGUAUCGCAACGACCAGGACUUCCGCCACUACGAGGACGAGGAGGGCUAUGACGAGUACUAUGACGAGUCGAGGAACUGGCAACGCAGCAACGGGAAUUGGGGGAGGAACCAGAAUUUCGGUGGCAAUUUCAGGGGCUGGAGCGGCCAUGGCGAGUUCAGGGGCCGGGGGGGCAAACGCGGGGCUCGAGGACAGCGUAAUCCGAGGAGCAGGGCUCGGGGCGGCCGAGGGGGGGCUCCCAGGGGACAGUCGUCCUCCAGAGGGAGGUUUUAGUAGUCAUAUUGAUUACGAGUGCUAGUUAUUUUAACUUUUUCUGGAAACAGAAAGACGCUAUUGCCUCUGUGGUUUAUUUUCAGCUAUUUUACAACAGUAUCAAGGUUACAUAAUGUCAAGAACAAGAUGUUUGUCUUUUUUUUCAGGAAUAAAUAUUACGUUGAUUGUG